Porites lobata is the source of this 18332-nucleotide messenger RNA. The record is from the annotation of a GenBank genome assembly. Lineage: Eukaryota; Metazoa; Cnidaria; Anthozoa; Scleractinia; Poritidae.
GGAACCGAAUUCAAGAUGGCGGACACCGAAACGAACGACGAUUUCAGUAGUACCUCUUUAAACGAUCCUGAUGAUGUUGAUAAUAGGUUUGUUAGUUAGUAUAUUUCUAUUUUGUCUCAUGAAAUAUUCAGCCCACAUUUUGCUGUUUUUUUUUCGUAGAAGAUAUUUCAAAAAUGCAUUAAAUUGACAAUAACUGUUUGUUUACGGCGAUAACACGGAUUUGUUUUAAAUUUGCAGCGAUGAAUUGUCAGCACUUACAAGUGAGGUUGUCAGUGGUGUGGAAUCCAUUAGCAAAUCUCUUUCAAAGUUGGGUGAGUAUUUUAAAAUGAAUCCUUGUCGCCUGUUCGUCGGGUAGAGAUCAGCCAUGUCCUCAGCUGAAUACAAUGAACUCCGGCCAGUACAAUAUUGCAUUGACUGUUCUCGCUGUUUAACCGACAAGGGGUAUUGUUGAGAACGCUUAACGCCGAGCGCCGAACGCCGAAUGACUCUAACCUUUACUGAUUAUGGUUAGGAAGCCCCCCACCACCCCGGGGUUGGGGGGGUUGGAGAACUGGGUGGCACACUCCCACCAGUUAUUUCUAGGGGUUCCUCCUCCCCCUUCCCCUCGGUAGGAAACUGAUAGGUCAAGUUUAUAUGGGGCAAACUGAACUGGAUGUUGACUCACUCAGUUUCACAACCCUACUUACUAGACUUCACCAUCAUUUGACGUAAUGUGGCUGUUCAGUAUUCUGCAAACUGCCUCUGCUGCUGUUUAAAGAAUAAAUGGUUUUAUUGCUUAUCUAUAAAUUAUGGACAGCCAGUACUAGACACGUACCUUUAGACAAGCUGUCUUCUGCAGUCCCAAAGAUAUAGUGGAGGCUUGGUGAGUUCAUGCUUGCCAACCUGCAGGAACUGGAAAACUCUAGAGAUUUUGAAAAAGGUGGCCUAGAAUCUCGGAAAUCACAGAAUAAAAGGAAUCAGAAGAAAGUUAGUGCUGACUCCUUUACAGGUCUGAUGACUGAUUAGUGCAUCGUAUCACCACAUAUUUUAAUGUAACUGUAUUCAUGGUUUGUUAGGUGCCAAUGAACCUCAGUAUCACUGGAAGGAUAUUACAGAUGACUUUACAGCGGCAUCAGAUGGUAAGGAAAGUAGACUGUUUACAGAGAAACUCAUCUCCUCCCAAACCAUCCCCCGCCUCUAAGUUGAUUUGAUAUCCCUUCCCAGGCUAGACUCUAGAUUGAAAUGAUUAUUUUACUGCAUAGUCGCAGGUCGCGCACAAUAGUGGGGCCUUCUUUCAAAAGUUGCAUGUGUAGUACAUGACUGGAUGAAAGGAUGGAUGUAGAGGGGAACGCAGGGGUGCAUCCCCCUUCUUUCACCAGAUACGCUUCCCCCUACACAACUUGCCAAAUAUCCCCAAUCAAAAUCUUGGAUCCACCCCUAUCGUAGCCUAUACAUGGCCCUACCCUUCCUUUAAAGAAAGAAAAAUGGAAAGAAGAACUGUUUUUCUGCUUUGAGAAUGAAAGGCACAGUUUCAUGUAGUCUACUCCUUUAGCCUGUACAUGUAGCAUGGACCCUUCUCGUACAUGCUGAAUAAAACUGAAUUUUGUUUUUUGGCCCUUUUCAGAGUUGAAGCUGGGCGAACUUGUCCACGACAAUAUGUAAGUGAAUUUUUAAAGUGUACACUUUCAUGGACUUACUUACCCGUAAACUUUUCUAAGCCUUGCUUAUACCAGCAGAGAGAGACAAUGUUAACACUCCCUGUCAUUAAAUGAGAACAUCACAUUGCAUGUCCUACGAGUACAACAUUUAAAUCAACUAUCCCUCAACAUCAGUCAGCAUAAGGCGUUCCUCUUGAAAAAUGAAUUUAGCUUACAUCAUGGUCACUUUGGUUUUUCAAAUUUUCUCUUUCUUUGUGGGUGUGAUUUUAGAUUUGGCUUGUUUGAAGCCAUGUCAGCAAUUGAAAUGAUGGACCCUAAAAUGGAUGCAGGAAUGCUCUGCAACAAAGCCAAGAAAGUUCUUCAAUUUGAGCCUGCAGUAAAGGCAAGUUGUAUGUGUUAAUGGUAGAUGUUACAGUGAAGAUAUAUAGAAUACUUCAUGGAGAAUUUGCGUUUAAUAUUAUGGUAUUUAUGCACGAGAUGUCAACAUAUCACAAGGGAACUACAAGCUGCAAGCACCUAUAAAAGGCGGGAAAUUUGGCAUGAAACUCAUGAACCAAUGUGGCUUUUGAUUGGACGUAUCGUUUUUCUCCACGUGAAAAAAAAAAACAUUGUUUGCAAUUCUGGUUGGAGAUAUUACUUUUUUUACAUGUGAAAAACAUCAUUUGCUCCUCUGAUUGGCUAGAACACACUUGUGUUGGAAAAUUUAUGACAUAGCUUUUUUGGUGAGUAUUUCUCAGUAGGUAUAUAAUAGACUGUGGUAUAGUCCAUGAUUUUGCCUCCACUUGCUCCUUCAGUCUAGUUAGUUUCCCCUUCAACCCAGUUAGGGACAAUGUGUGUGUCUCUGCUUGUGGCUGUUUAUGAUGCAUUUCACAAACCUAUUGAUUUGUUGUCAUUGUAAAGGAAUAAAUAUUUGUUUAAUGUUUUUAGGCUGGGUUAGUAAAAAUUAAAAACUUCACACCUGAAGAACUUAUAGGUAUCAUGGAUGAGUUGAAUUCCUGCUUGGUGAGUUUAGCAAGAAUUUUUGGCUAUUAGCUUAAAUAUUACUCCAUUCUCUAGAAUGAAUCCAUGUUCAAAAAUCAUGCUUGGCCUGUACCAGAAUAUUCAGUAAAUACACUGUGAAUGGAGCCAGUCCAUUUCUUAAAAUACAAAAUGUACAUCUUUCAAGUGAUUGCAAAAUAAAUUCCUGAAUACUCUAUUCCACGAACUAAUUUCCUGAUUUGUAUUGGUUUAUUUGUGUGGCUUGUACUUUUAAAUGUAUGCUUUAUUGGUAGGAAGUUGCCUAUAUCUUGUUACACACCAAAACAGCAAGCAAGGCCGAAGUUACAGCGAGGGUGCCCCUCUAAUAAGACUACCCUUUUAUCAGUAGCACCUGUGCACUUCUUCCUUAUAUGUCAAUCUUUUCUAGCAAUGAUGGUCAUCUUGCUUUCUUAUAAUGUUAAAUUAACCUGUAGGCCGGUCAUCACUGCUGUACAGGACAUUCCCUUCUCCAUGUUUACUCUACAAGCCAGGAAAUCUCUGCGGUUCACCAGUGUGAAUACAAGUUCCUGUACAGGCUCUGUAGACUGGCAUUUGCCCAUUCAAUUAUUUAACUACACUGUAUAAUUUCAUUGUCACAUUCUUUUGUUUUGUUUUUGUUUUUUAGCUUUCUUUAUGUGUACCAUUUGUUUAUACGUUGUUUGCGUAUGUCAGCAUUUAUUUAAUUGGCACUUUAGAAUAUGUAUAUACCAUAGCUUAUUUUAAGCACUUAUGUUAAUUAAAAUAUCUGUAUCUUUUUCUUUCUCAUGUUUUCAAUGUUGACAGGUGACUUGGCUUGAUGGACAUUCAUUGGUGCAGACGGUGUUUACAUGUCUCUACAUGCAUAAUCCAUUUAUCAUUGAAGAUCCUUGCCUUAAGGUUAUCUUACAAUACAGAUUAAUGAGGUCCUGCUAGGGCAAAAUUCCGACAAGUGACAUGGCCUUGAAACAACGACAUAUGACUGGAUGAAUUGGCGACAAAAGACAUAAAAAUGGGUUCAAUACUAAAAGGGACAUGGCCUACUCCUAAGGAUGCAGAACAACUGUAUUUGAAAUUCAGAGUAGGGACAUACGUACCCCCCCCUCCUGCCAACAUAAAGAAGGCCUCGUUACUACAUAACAUGCAAAUUGAACUUUGUAAUGCAAAUUCUCAUCAAUCAUCGAUUUGCCUAAUAAUGCUAAAUCUCCUUUUGGUAUGGGAACUUGAUAGAAGUACAAAAGCAAAAUGAACGAGGGACACUGUACAGUCACUAAGACUAUGGUAACCACAAAAUUCCAACAAUGACUGCCUCCAAAAAUAAGUGCCCCCCCCCCCCACCCCCCAUUCUCAUUUUUGAACCUAAUAUGAUCCUUUCCUUUUUUAGGCAUUCUGUAUAGCUAUGUUGAAAACAUGUGAUACUGUUAAAUCUAUUGUAAACAGGGCUCAAGUGUUUGAAGAGGUAAUUACUUAUCAAAUAAUUCAUUCAUUGUGUCAUUAGUUGUCAGUAUUUAGAUUAUUGCAAGAUAACAAGAACCCUAGCUACAUGUUUGCUUGCAAUGCACCCCCUCCCCCCACCCCCCACCUCACGCUUGACUCCAGCUGUCCUGCAGCUUGCUUGUCUACUAAGCCUUGGGUAAGCCCGUGGAGAAGGCAGCCUAGCUACUAAAAAAAAAAUAAUCUACAAAAAAGCAAUUUAUUCCAUAACUUAUUUACAAAGUAAUGUUUGUAGAUCACAGUUCUUAGAAGACAGACUGUAGUCGAUGUUCAUGCAAAAAGUCAUUCUUUUCAUUUUCUUUCGUAUGGUAGGAAGAUUUUCAAGCGAUAACAUAUGGUUUUAAAAUGGCACCUCAAGUAACUGAAACAAGAGCAGCAGGUUUGUGAUAUUGAAGUUUCAUCAACUUUCAUCUCUAGUACUAACCUACCUUGGAAUUAUGUCAAGAGUGGGUUUCAUUUGAAUGUGAAAACCAAAUGCAAGCCUAUCAAUAAUAAGAAAACCUGACUUCAAAUAAAUAUUUAGCCUACUGCUGCAGUACACAUAAGAAUAAGGCAGUUAAUUGGGGUGGUGCUUUGGCACUACGUGUACAUUAAUAUUAUAUAAUUUCUUUUAGGAAUCUUCUCUUGUUACGAGUGACAAAGACCAUAAUUUAAGUUAAAUCCUAUGUUUCAUUUUAAUGCAGUUGAACCUCUAUGAAGCAGCCACCCUCUAUUAAGCGGGUGGUUAUCAAAGUUGCAAAAUAAUUGUAGAAAAGGAUGGGAACUUAAUCCUCUUACCCCCCCCACCCCAUUGUUGUCCUCUAUUAAGCAGCCAUCCAGGUCAAGCACUUGAUACACUUACUUUGGCUUUUUUUCAAGAAUGAUUUAUGAUGAAGGAAAAAACAUUUGUAGAUAGAUGGUGACGACCGAUUGUGGACCAGUAAUGCCACUCUUGUUGAUUGUUUGUUUCAAAAUAAAGUACUGUUUCUGUAAAGAUUAUGCUAAUUUGUGAUGAACCUCUAUUGAGCGACCAGCCUCCAUUAUGCAGCCACUUUCCAGUACCCCGACGGUCGCCUCCUAAUAGAGCUUCAAUUGUAGGUGUUUUCUUGAUCUUCAGGUAUGUUGAAAGAGGCAGAAGAUGAAGUAGGAAGAAAAAUCAAGGUAUCUAUCUUAUCAACUUACUUGAAUGCAAAGAAAUGAGAAAAAAACAAUCAGAAAUUUCUCAAUUGUUGGCCACGGAGAAGCAAAUCUUGUUGCCUGUCAGGGCGGGACUUGAAAUCAGGGCCUCUGGGUUGAAUUUGUGCGAGUUUUCCCGGCUAGAAAGAUUUUCAGAGAGUUAUACAGUGCGUACAAACCAAUUGUUAUUGUAACCUGUUCACCUAUUUAUCCUUUGGGAGUGGUUUGUUACAGAAACCUGUCGCAGUGUGUGUGUGAAACAUUUCUGUGUGCAUUGAAUGUUCGGUAUUAUAUAUUAUUUUUUGACAUUUCAGUCAUUAAAGAGUCAGUUGCGUGAAGAGUCAGAUUGCGACAUUGAACAUGUGCAGGUACAGAACGUUCAUUCUACAUUCGACAUCUCCUUAGUUGAUUCAGCGUUAAUUGAUUCCAUAGCCAUUGAACAGGCUUAGUGCUAAGAGAAUUUUCAUGACGAUGUUAUUGUUUGCAGAGUCAAGUAAAGAGUUAUGAAGCAGUGUUAGCCAGGCUGAAGUUCUAUAAAGCAUUUUACCUCGCACUUGUGUCCCUUGAAAAGUCAGAGGUGAGACCACAAGCGUGUCCAACACACAUUCAGCUUUAUUUUUGUUUACUUUGCUUCUUUUUUUCUUCUUUUUUUUCAAGAAGAACAAGUUUCAAGUUUCUUUAUUUUCUCAUAACAAAAAAGUGUCCCUUAAAUCGUUCUAUGUGCUGGCGAUUACUCUCGUAGUCUUGUACUGAUCCAAGGUAACUGGCUGUUUCCCCCAGGUUUCGUUUCGCUAACUACCCGUUCGCUAUUCUCUAACGUGUAAAUCGUUUCCCGGAGCGCUACACAUGUUUUCUACGUAUACUUCGUUCUUGCCGAGCCAUGACACGAAAACACCGAUACAAGUGAAUAUAUCUUGCCAAGAGAUCAUAAUAGGAUCUCUUGACCUUAGUGCUCUUUAAGCCAUCGGUCGGGUGUUGACGUUAGGAAUUGACCUAACACGUUAGCGAGACAACUAGAGAUGUUGACGAACAGGACGUUCGCGAAGCGACUCGCAAGGGAAACGUCCGUAAAUUUAUAUUGAAGGUCGCUAUAGAUUUGUAAGUGAUAAAAAGCCAAGCGGAUAUCAAAGUGACCUCUGUUUGCCUAGGGAUCUGGUGUACCGACUGCCAAGCAGUUACUUUGUACAGCCCGAACUCUUACUGAGCCAAUCAGAAAGACGAUUGGACUGGGAAUUCAGCCCGUGCCAACUGAAGAUAACAAACAAGGUAUAAAUCACUUGCUUUAAUACAGGCUGUGGCAUACAAUGUGAUUAAAUUGAGUUUCUAAGACCAAGUUAAACUCUCUGGCCGGCCUUCAGGUGCAGCCAAUCUUGUGAACCAAUUAAAAUUCGAUAAAAUUGAUGUAGGUCAGGACGAGAAACUGCACCCCUGACCAAGUGUGAAGUCAAGAUGGCUGGAUAUUGAUCGAGUGUUUUUCUACGUUUUUAUCAAGCGAGACAUAAAAAGUCGCAAAAAGGAAUGAGCCAUAAUCCAGCUAUCUUGACUGAACAAGCUCGGACAAUAAAAGGUUUAUUAUAUGGCCAAAAAAAUAGCUUUUCCACGGAAAAGAACACGGGAAAUCUUGGGGGCCAAAAUGGGCGCAUCUUGCCCGCUUGGGUAGCUAAUGAGAAAACAGGAUUCGCUUUAUCUUGCCCGACCGUGGAUUCAGCCGUAUAAGAAGUGGAAGUUAGAGAGAAAAGUGUUUCAAGGGUUUCUCUGUUGCAAGGGUCGUGGGUAAUGCAUGAAUUUUGGUCUUUACAAAGUGUUAGUACUGACAAAGAAGUUGCAGUCCCUUGACAACCAGAUGUUAAGCGUGAGUUGUCCUUCUUAACACAGGGAGUAUUAUGGGCUUUGAACCACUUGUCAAUCAAAGACUUCUUCCGCCAUCAUUCCCAAGGUAUACUGCAAUCUUUGGCCGAGAACAGGUAGGUCAUAAGCAUUCCCUCCUUUGCUCAAGUUUUUCGCAAGUGACGAGGGCAGAAACAGUCGCAUUUAUUACAGGCAUAACCAUUAAGGCGGAGGAGAAUUGUGGCAAAUCAGAAUUAGGCUUGCAUUGUGCGCACACGCGAGACUUGUUCUCUUGUUCAUUUAAAGGACACAGUAAGGCAGCCUGAAAAUAUUAGAAUACAACUUUCCUUGGACAACCUACACUUUUUGCAAGAAGAUGUAAAAUGUUGAAUGGGAGAAUUGGCGAACAUUUUCACCAACAUUUUCUAAAUAUUAAUAGGUUACGUUUCCACCAAUAGCGUAGCAUCAUUAAACACGACCCAUAGGACUGGCGCUCGAAAAGCCCGUGCUACCGAAAUCUAGUAGAUGAUGAUUGUAAAACAUGUUUCUCUUGCAGGCGAUUGACUACACAGAGGGGAUGGUAAAAAGAUUUCUUCACAUCUGUGAUGUGGUCAACUAUUCGUCUCUACAUAUCAUCAUCGUAUGUAUCACUUAAAACUGCCGACAUAUCUUCAAACACAUACUCAGCUACGUACUGUUUUCAAUCGAGUGAUAAACUUGAAACAAAUAUAGCUAAAGGAUUGAUCAUCAGCGUAAAGCUAACUGGUAUCCUGUUAAUCGCAUUUUUUGUUUUUUGCUUGCAGGCCUUUAUUUCGGAAUUUAGCAAAGAGCGGCCGUGUGUUUUAACACGGUCAUAUUUACAGGUGAAUAGCUUGAUUAACAAAUAAUUUGUUUUGCGAAAAGGCACAGUUCUUUAUAAUGAUUAUUAUCCUCUUCUUUGAGUAUUAUUGUACAUCUAGUCGCUUUUCCCUUUAUAUGAACUGCUUCUUGGUCCAUUUUUCGGCAAAGUUAGCCACUUUAAUAUCAUGAUCAAGUCGUCCCUCGAUCUCUGACUUUUCUGGGAAUGUGGAAGCAAAACAGUUUUUACCCUUCUUGCUUUUGGGAAACAAAAUUGAUGGCGGUAACAUCUGUUUCUCUUGUGUCUGAUCUGGGAGGCUUUUGCGCCAGCGGGAAUGUUGCCACGCUGUGUUUCCCAGAUCGACCAUGCCUUAACAAGUUGUAACCCACACUAAGUUUUUGUCUUUUUUUAAAUUUUUCAUGCAGCUUCUCGUGUGGCAAAAUAACAAUCUACUAGGAAAAGCGGAGACGAUACGGGAAGCUAUAAGGGCUUUCAACAGUCCUCCUUCUAUUGCUGAGAAGUAAGUAAAUUUAGAAAUGUGUUUGCUUCAGUUCAAAAAUGCAUUUGCAAUUUGAGUGUUGUUUUGGCCUGCUCAAUUGGAUGCAAUAAUAUAAGCUGCAGUUGAGAGAUGUAUUGAGGCUCUGGCGUUCAUGUUUGAUUUGCUGUUUUUCGUCCUUUUGCAGGUCAUCACUGAGCAGUAACCCAAAAGCGAAUGAACUUGCUGAUGCUUUUAUCAGCAGAGCUGUCAGGGUAAGCUCAAGCUUACUCACUAUUUAUUAUUCUACUGGGUGGUGUUUCAAGUUACAUUCUAGAGCCUUUCCUUUAAAACCUUGACAAAAAAGUAAAGAAUAUUUAAACGGGGUCAUUACGUACACAAAGGUGCUCUUCCUUGAUCUCGAGAGAUUGAUAGAUUUAAUGCCUAAGUUGCUAACGAUUUAAUGGUUUGAGCACUCGGUAGAGCAAAAGAAGUUAUGGAUUUGAAGUCCAGUCAGUCCAGAUUUUUGUGCGCGGCUGUAGCUUCAAUUAGCCAAGGAGUAGAUACCUUAAGAACGUCCUCAGUGCGAUUAUAAUCCCCAAAUUUAUGGAUGGGAAUGUGUUUUGUUGUUUUUUUUUUUAGCCUGUGAAGUCUAUCAUUCAUGCACUUGGUCACAAUCGUGCUCGACAGAGAGAUAAGUUAGCUCAUCUCUUGGAGGAAUUCGCUGCUCUCCAAGACGAGGUAGAUUUUAUUGCUUUGUAAAUCAAGUAAUCGAUCCUCCCUGAGCACCCACUUGAAGUGGCAGACUUGUACUGAAAUCAACCUUUUGUCUGAACUAUUAGUGAGCUUUAGCAACGACGACGGCGACGGCAUCGCGAACGUCAAAGAAGCAAUAGAUUUAUGUGCAGAACAACAACUUUGCACGUGCAUCACGCUUUUUUGUUUAUUUCUUUGCCGUCACUGCACGACCACGACGUGAAAAUGUCUAAUUUCACGUUUUAUCGAGAACGUAAACAAGCGACGACGAAUUUCUCUUUCUCUUUCUUAACUUGAGUAGUGGGGUCCCCAAGAAAUCAACCCCAGGGAAAUUCGCCUACAUUUUACAUUUUCGGCGAACCUGGAAUAAAUGCGAAAAGUUUGGAAAAACGCCUGUCGCCGUCGUCGAUGCUAAAGCUCUCCAUUUCUUGAGGAAACAGCCGACUUUUCGCCAUGCCAACACCGGUUUCCACGCGAAAUGACAUUUGUGGAACGAGCGCAGAAAUUCUAUACUGAUGACACGUCACUACCCAGAUCCGAGUUGUACUUCUGAUUCAGGGAUGAAGCAAAUUUUCAACCAGUCAGAAGCACUACCCAGAUCUGGGUAGUAACGCGUCAUCAGUAUGAAAUUUCUGCGCUCGUUCCUCAGACUUCAUUUCGCGAAAAAAAAAAACAGUUGUGGCGAUGCGACGAUGCGACGAUGUCGGCUGUUUUCUCAGGCUAUCUGAAUUCCUUUUAAACUGCAUUCUUUGAAAUAAUAAUUAAUUUUACAGAAUUAACGUGAAUUGUUUGCUUAUACCCAAUUGUGUUUAGGCAGAUAAAGUGGACGCUCAGCUUCAUAGCUUACUAAUCAAGGUUGAGCCUCAGGUAGGAAUCGAAUGUUAACGCUAUAUGUAGAAAUUAGCCAUCUGCGUCGGUUUUAGUUUUCUUAGCCUAGUAAAGCACGGGCGGAAAAAUUGACGAGGAAAAAAGUUGAAUAAAAUUGUUGUUGUUUAUUAUUAUGAUUACUAUAUCGCGUGUUACAUUAAAUUCUCAAUGCUCUUAUAAUAUCAUAAAAGAUUGAAAAAUUUAGUCAGAAAUUUAUAAAAAUUCAAGAUAAUAAAAAGUAACUCUUCAAAUCCUAAUUAAACCUCAAAAUUACUUUUUAAAUGAUUCAGCAGAGGGGGCGAUAGUUUAAAGACAUCAAACGGACAUGGCGAAACACAGUAGGGUAACAUUCUAGGUGUCUUCUCGUGUAAUGGCCGACUUGGCUUUUUCAUAUUUCUUCCAGCGUCAACACUUUGCAUGUUUUGGUUCAUGGGUGCUGUACCACACUCUUAACAUCAUGAUUCAAUAUCUGUUGUCUGGAUUUGAACUGGAACUGUAUAGCCCACACGAGUAUCAUUACGUGUUUUGGUGAGUGAGUAAGCAAUGGUUCGUAAUUGCCAUGAUCCACAGCAAACAUGGGUUUCGACUAAACCUUUGGUCGGGUCCAGAGUAAAAGACUACUCCAAGGUCAGUAAGUCACCUUUAUUACACAAAAAUUAAACCUUUAUCCAGUCAAAACCCAUGUUUCCUAUACGUAGCGUACGGUAUUUUUCAUAAAAAAGUAAAUGUGUAAAUGUGACCAAGGGCGGGUAAAAUGCUGGAGGUUGCAUAAAAAUCGUGUAGAGCGUGUCUUUCAUUUUCCAGGCUCAACACUGCUGGCGUUUAUAAUCGAUUGGUCAGUUUUUCACUGGCUUGAAAAACGAUCUGAAAUUACUGAUCUAUUAUGUCGGGUUACAUCAACUCUCGGCUGUCUUUGGUAGUCGCAGGAAUUUCCAGCUUUUUAGAGAGGCUUUAAUAUUGCUUUCAACUUUGACCCUUUUGCUUUUUUAGGUACCUCGAGUUCCUUUUUGGUUGGCACAUGACUUGUCUUAAUCGUGCUGAGAAGUUGCUGCAGGCUCAAGAAACAGCUUUAGGUUACCGUUAUCUGUUUUUUUCUUCUCAUGUUUCUCUUCCUUUACCCAGGAGUUUCAAUAGAAAUUGAAGUUAUCAACAGUCCACGUUUUCAAGGGGUGUCAGGGGGCAUGCUUCCUCAGAAAAUUUUAAAAUUGCAAAGCUCUAAUGAGCGAUUUCCAGCGUUUAGGGGACUAAACUGAGUAUAAAAGAGGAAGGUUUCCAUUCAAGGAGAUUUGGGUUUUUGUCAACUUUUGAUUUAUUAGCCACACAAUUAACUCCUGCAAGCAAUGAACAAAUGAUAACUAUACUACGUUAUAUACAUUUCCGCGAGAACAAAGUAUAUUUUUGUUCAUGACAUUAUUCAAACUAGUUGCUUCUUUUUAGAAGGAAAAAGUAGCCGACUUCUCUGAGCAAUGUAGCCGACGAGUUUCGUCGGUGGUCGGUGCUUAUGGAGACCCCUGUUUACCCCUACUAUGUUUAAGCUUUAGCCCCUUGAUCAAUUUAUAGUCAGCUUUUGGCUUCUACCUCAACCCUGGCCAGAAUUGUUAUUUCCUCGACAAAUGAGUUCAUUUGCUCUUGUCUUAAAUUCUCUUUUGAAUAUCAAGAUAACAUGUUUUGUUCAUUUGUUCAAAAUGUUUUGUUCCUCUCCGACUCUUUAAUGUCUAAAACGGUCCUGGUUGUCCUAAAACGAAGUUUGUUUCUGUUUUUGUAGAACAAAAAAGUGGUCGAAGUGGUAAGAAAAACAAGAAGAAAAAGAAAGGUAAGUGUCAUCUUCUCCUCUCUUAAUAUCUCUCAAUUCUUAAAACCUUUGAAAACUGUACUUAUCCGUGAAAAACGGACUCGUUACACGAAGUCUUUCCUAAGUGAGAUGACCCAGACUCUGCCUAUAAGGGCCUGUUUACAUGAAGGUGGGGGACUCCAGGUAGGUGAGGUAACAUGUGGCGGGUUACCCCACCUAACAUGUAAAUGUGAUCACAUUAAUAUGAGAGAUUGUAUGGACAGGCGGGUUACCCCACCUAAGCGGGUUACCUUACCUACCUGGGGUCCCCCACCUCCAUGUAAACAGGCCCUUGAGGGACCAUGCCACGCUUAAAGCUAUGCGUGUAGAAAUCUUAUCACCAAAAAAACUAUUAUUGUCCGUGUCCCCUGAUCAAAUUUUGCCAGUUUGAUAUCUUCUUCGUAACUCUACAGGACCAUUCUGAGUAUACGCACUAGCGCGGACUCCUCAAUAAUGGCUUCAUCUCGGAAUUGGCUUAAAACGGUAAUAUCCUGGUGGCAUAGCCCCUUCCGCUUAGUUAUCUGUCUUGAUCGUUGUUUGUCUUAUUCUUGACAGCAAGUGAAAAAGCCAUUCAGGAACAUCAGGGAAUGUGGCAUUUGUAUCAAGGAAUGAGACACUUGUGUCAAGGAUAUCUUAGGGUAUGAAAUGUCUCUUUGAUUCUUUUGUUGUUGCACUACUUUUAACAUGCAAAUAUGGAGUACUUUAACGACACCACUGAAAACUGCUCUCAGUUGUUAGGAACAACUUUUUUAGUCUUUUUUCACGAAAUUUAUUUCCGUUUUAACGAUGUCCUUAAAAUGGACGAGAUGGUUUAUCUUAAUUUUAUAGAUGUUUCGAAAGUACAUAGUUUGAAACAGAACCAUUUGAUUCGGCGAUUUGUAUAUAUGUUGCUCGGCUUAUCGAUUGAAACUGUUUAAAACACGUCACAGUGUCUAUAUCUUUCUGUGAGACGUUUAUUACACUAAAUAUCCUAGAAGCUUAUCUGUUUUAUCUUCCUCACAAAUACGAACAUAUAAACCCAUUUGAACUGUCUUAUAAUCAUGUCAUAUGUAAAUAGUUAAGAUAUUUUUAUUGUUUCUAUGGUAGUAGUAGUGUUAAUUAUUUGUUGAUUGUUAAUUUAUAGCCCUUUGAUUCAGUUAAUUCUGCAAUGUGGCAAAUAAACGGUAUAUUUAUUCCUAUUUUUAUUUUAUUAUAUAUUCCCAGGCACUUGAAGGGUUUGAGCUUCAGGAGAAGACGAGAAAACCCGAGGAUAAAUUUGGAUCGGAAAAGGUAUGCAGUUGAUAACAGUACUUUGCAAUUUCUAAAGCAAGCUAAGCAGUAUUGAAAUUGUCUUUUGAAACGUGGUUCCUUGACGCCGUCCUUACGUAAGACAAUGAGGAGCUUUAACAUCUACCACGGCGAUGGCAGCGAAAACGGAAAACAGGAAGUGAAUUCGCGCUGGUUCAAGCUUCGAAUAUUUCGCUCCUACUCGACCUACUCCAUCCACAGGUAACCCAGGCUCUGUGAUAGUACCACAGUACGGUUCCAGUAAAAUUACAGUGUUUGUAUGGGGUAAAAAUAUCAUCCUAAAAUUUCUAGGAAAUACUAAAUAAAGAUCAAUGAAACUUACUCUGCAGUUAAUUGUUGUUGUCCUUAUUGCUCCAACGAAGUUUCGUGAUAAUUUGCAGUAAUUUGUUCAAAUUCACUCUAUCUACAAUAAUAAUAUACAAGGUAGGAAACACGAGGUGCCAUUUUCGCCGACAUGCUCUCAUUCAACACAACUUUUUCCACGAAAUUCGAGCUCCAACGGAAAGUAAACAUGCCAGAAUCGUAGAAAUAGGAUAGCAGCAGAUAUAGAAACCAAUGAAACUUUCCCAGAUAGAGAAACGAAUCCCACAGACUUGGACAAACUCGAAGAAUAUAAUCCAAACACACCGAGAAUACGCUCGCCGAAGCAGCCGGGCCAGAUCAACGCGCGGCCAAGAAAAUGAGGCCUGGGCACUGUACAAAAAAAUUCCAUCCCGGGGGUCCUGGGGUGACCUUUCUAGGGACCGAUACAUCAUUUGCCCAAGGCCACCCUCCCCUGCUGGAAAAAUACUUGAUAGAAGGCAAUUGUUCUUCCUAGCCAAUCACUAUGGCCUGUUAUAAAGAGAUUAUUUUCCUCUCGAACUAUAUUCAGCUCCUGGCGCUGGUCCUCAGAAAGUUUAUCAAACAUCAAUAGGGCAAGGUUAUAAGGGCAAAGGAAAGAACAACGAAGGACGAUUUACAAAACUUAAAACGAGCUACAGAUAUAAGUGAGUUUUGGCUCUUACCGAGGCAUUUGUACAACAGGACCAAAUUCAAAGAGAGGUGUAUCACGAUGAUUCACAUAUUUAACCGAUAGAGCGUUCACUUGUAUUGACAAGAAGUCGGCGUGUUACUGCCGCAUUAAUCGCUAAAUAUGUUAAUCGCGCUCGUUCUUUGUUUACUAGUGCACGUGCCUUUCACAUUCGUCUCAGUAAUCGCAAUUCAUAUUCUGUCGCAAUUUUCUGUAUAAUUUUUGACAUUAGUUUGUAAGCUUCACCGUUUAUUUACGAUAGUUUCGCUCGAGAUUUCACAGCAACAGUAUCUCAGCCAUCAUCUACCUUUUGUUCAACCUUGUUUUUAGCCCGCCUUGUAAGCAUUUCGCGUUGUUAUUUCAUUAGUUUCAUUACUGUUAUUUGCAUCCCUUAGUAAAAGAAAUGGGACGCCUUGUAACUCCGCAGACUCUCCUGAUUAUAUUACUUUUUUUUAGCCAUUUAAAUUCAGGCGCGUGUGCGGGGUUUGCUCCGGCAAAUAGUGAUUGGCUAGGGAGAACAAUUGCCUUCUAUCAAGUAUUUUUCCAGCAGGGGUGGGUGGCUUUGGGAAAAUGAUGUAUCGGUCCCUAGAAAGGUCACCCCAGGACCCCCGGGAUGGAAUUUUUUUGUACAGUGCCCAGGCCUCAUUUUCUUGGCCGCGCGUUGAUCUGGCCCGGCUGCUUCGGCGAGCGUAUUCUCGGUGUGUUUGGAUUAUAUUCUUCGAGUUUGUCCAAGUCUGUGGGAUUCGUUUCUCUAUCUGGGAAAGUUUCAUUGGUUUCUAUAUCUGCUGCUAUCCUAUUUCUACGAUUCUGGCAUGUUUACUUUCCGUUGGAGCUCGAAUUUCGUGGAAAAAGUUGUGUUGAAUGAGAGCAUGUCGGCGAAAAUGGCACCUCGUGUUUCCUACCUUGUAUAUUAUUAUUGUAGAUAGAGUGAAUUUGAACAAAUUACUGCAAAUUAUCACGAAACUUCGUUGGAGCAAUAAGGACAACAACAAUUAACUCGUUUUCAAUUUUAUUUAGUAUUUCCUAGAUUUUAGGAUGAUAUUUUUACUGUAAUUUUAUUUAAAAGACUGUAUCUGAGUUCAGGAAAAGAAAAGCUACUUUUUUUAUUUGUGUUCCCGUCCCUCAUAUACUGAACGUGAAAUUAGGAAGUUUCACGCCGUAUUUGUGCAACAACGGCAAAGAAAUGUAAACAAGCGCGAAGCACGUGUAAAGGUGUUGUUUUGCUAAAAUAAACCAAUUGCGUUUUUGCCGUCGUCGUCGCUAAAGCUCCCUAAUUGUAUUUCCAAUGGUGAGAGGAAAGAGGUCUCCCUCCUUGAUACCGUUAAUAGAGCGUUUUGUGGUUGUUCUCUUGAAAACGAUUUUAUUACGAGCGUUGUUACAACUACCGGUUAAGUUGGCUUCUUGUCACGCCAAUGUAUUUGACCGAAGGAUUUGCACAUCUGUAACUUUAACGCAGAGUGGAGUAAGAAAAUUCUAGUUCUCCUUUACUGUUUCGAUGAGCUAUCUGUCUGUCCUCAAACUCUUCCUCGCAGUUUGGAUGUAAAAACUUCCGGGAUUUGGUAGUAGGUUCCUGGCCUUUUAAAAAGAAGACGUAGGCACAGAAAGAAGGCAGGUGUCACGCAAGCUCCCCGCCCCCGCGUGAUUCCGGCCCGAGCGGCUGCGAAGGAGACUAGUAGCCUGCGAGCAAGCUCUCCUAUUUGGGCGAGUUAAACGAGUCUCGCCCCUCGCUCGCGCGUUCUCGCGAGGCUCGCUUCGCUUGCCCAAAUAGGAGAGCUUGCUCGCAGGCUAGGAGACUAGAAGAAGGCAGUAUUGUAGGGUUUUUAGCAUUUUGUUUUCCUGCGUAAUUCAUAGCUUGGGUUCCCCAUUUCUCUCUAGGCUUUGCCGCUAGUUCGCGUGCACUCGCAACCAAACCACCAGCUACGAAACUAGCAUUUUGCCUUCACAGCGAACGGUAAUAAUUUUCUUUUACACAGUUGCGGUUUGAGCGUCGUUUCCUUCCAUUUCAAACCGUGGAUACUCCUCAGCCCAUGUACUAUGGACACUAUAGAGAAUACAGCAACAUGUCAAAGAUGAACGCAUCACAGGUACGUAAACAGUGCAUCUUGUAGCCUGCGAAAUCAGCCUCGCCCCUUGCUCCUCGCCGCCAGGAUUCCUUCCUGGCAAAACGUCCCCAGCGGCGAGGAGAGACGAUCGAUUUCGCAGGCUAUGAAUCUUGCGAUAAAUGCCAAUGAAAAAAUCUUUGCUUUCCCUCUAGGGUGUCUUGCAGUCGACUUGAAAAGGAGGAAAGAGAAUUGCAGUUUUUGAUGGCCUCUUUAGUCCAUCAUGUCGCUAAAAGUCUGCUAAACCCUUUACUGUCUCUUAUAAUUUGUCAGGUCUUAUCCCAAGCAGACAUAUCCGGGAUUGAACGCAACUUUUAAACUUUUCGAACCUCUUCUGCCAUAUCUUUCAGGUGCAAAAAAGGUCCUUUUUUUAUUUUAUGUUGCGAUUUUCAAAAUUAUUUGUAAAUGACAAAAGUUAGGUAACUUUUGCAGGCCCGAUGCUUGAAAUAAUUUAGGCCUUGGCCAAACGUCGAACUUUUCAAGAAACGAACCAACAACAACAACAAGAUAACCAAACUCUAAUUUGGGUUGACCUAAAUUUAUUGGGUCAGACGUCGGAAUAAGAACGCGUAGAACCAAUCAACUGAAUUAGAUCAGUAAUAAAUUUUCUCCCAAACGAGGCUAUAUAUAUAUAUAUUAUCAUACAAUUUUUUAAUAAUUUAUUAGUUUAGUUCGUUACAUUUGACGAUCGACUUUUUCCCGGAGACGAUUUUCAGCCGCUCUACCCGUAUUAUUAUUAUUGUUAUUAUUAUUAUUAUUAUUAUUAUUAUUACUAUUAUUAUUAUUAUUAUUAUUUUCAGAGUACAAGCCUGUUUGUGAUGGCGUCUAAUUCUUUCCAGCAAGCGAAGUCGAUAUUUGAGGUGGUGAAUAAUGUGCAUACCGAGGUAAAGUGUCUCGGGUGAAAAGACUUUUUAAGCCUCUUAGUCUAACUCUUUAUUCAGUUUGUUCUAAAAACGAACGUUUCAUUGUUUGCAUUAACAUGGAAAAAGACGGUGUUGUCUUUCAGGUUGCGUUGUUGCUGAAGGUGACGAAGACGAAUCUUGUCGUUACCAAGCUUGCUGCUGGAGGUCAUAAACACGAUUCGAAGGUACUGCUAGAUACCCGGGGGGGGAGCGUACUCAACAAAGUUUUAAACGGAGAGGAUCCUCUCAGAGGCCCCACACCUUUUCCCUUUAAAUACCAUUUGUGGUAUAAAAGGAACCCCUUUCGAGACAAAUGGUACCCCUUUCACAUACCUUGUGUUUUUAACUGCUGUAAAUGUACUAAAUUUUAAAUCUGAAUAAAGCACAAAACCAGAACGUUUUAUCGACUUUUUCACAGCCAUAAAAUCCUUCUUUUAGGCCUUUUUAUAGGCUCCCUAUUCUGCCAUCGAUGUGGCCGCUUGUGUCGUUCUAUGCUUUUUCAUUAUCAGAGCGCCAUUUUUGUGUAGUAUUGGCCCCAUUACAGUAACUGUAAUCUGCUUUCAGUCCAGAAAGAGAAAAAGGUUUAAGUCAGUCUAGAGUCAGUCCAGUUAGCUGACUGGCAUCUUACUUCUUCACAGAAUCCCCCAGAGUUUGAUUUCCAGUGUCACCGCGCUUUUCCAAUCAUCAAGCUCAAGUGAAAGGUAAAGGAGAUAUUAUGGAGGGGAAAGUCAAACUUAAGUGAACUUACAAAGCAACUUCGCGCAAAAUACAGAUGAUGGUAUAGCGAACUGCCACCUGCCAAGCUACAUAAUGACCGUCUCUGAUUGCAUUUUGGAGUUGUCUGUUUUAAGACGGAGUGGAGUGGAAGAGGGGACAGCAGUCUAACAGAGUGGAAUCUACGUGCAUUUUGACCGUUGCAACCACAAAACUAUCAGAGUACAAACAUCGAAAAACAUUCUCUAAUAUUUCGAGUGCUACGAGUCUCUACUUUUCUUCCUUUUGUUUUGCAUCAAACUGCAGUACGAACAGAACAAGUGACCAAUUCCCUUACGCCCAAGUGAAUAGCUUGGAGAACUGAACCCUUCCUCCUUUUUUGUAGUCCGUCUCAACGUUAGACGUAAAACAAGUGAAUAAAACUAUAUGAUAGUUAUUUGACACGUCC